GAUCGCAAAUCUAGACACAUCGUGAAGAUACAUUCGUCUGGAAACGUUUGUAUUAUUUCGACAGUAUGUUCACAAAACAUACAAAGAUCGUGCAAUUGGUCCUUUUGUACUGUGUCGUCGCACAGAGUUACGUAGUUCCUGAAAGUAGAUCGCUGGCCGAAGAGGCCAAGUUCUUUCAAGACUUGUGUAAUGAUAGAAUUGAUGAGGGAGAGGAGGGCGGUCGUAAAUUCGAGAUCAAUAUAUUAUCUUACUUACGGUUAUCAUAUAACUGGGGCAGUACUAUAUCUUAUCAUCCAAACACCAGAGGGAAGAGAUCUUUGAAUGAGCAUCCACUGAAAAAUCAAUCUUCAGUGCCCAUAAAAAAACAUGACAAUAGAAUUGAAGAUCAAAGGAUAACCGCCAACGAAAUCAUAGAGCACACUAAGUGGAUCAUAACCGAGGUAAAGAAAUUACAGAAAAUUGCAAAGGAUGCUGUUAUUAAUUCCUCUCAAAACUUUUCCAAAAAUGCCGACGAAAGUAUAUUAUGGUUUGUAAUAAUGGUACAUCAAUGGACUUCCGAUGCAAUGAUCCUAAAUAUUAUCGGCAAAUCGUAUUACGAGAAGAUCUUAGAGUUUCCACAAAGAUGUAUAUCGCCCCCUGAAACUAAUUACACACUGCAAGAUCGUAUAGUAAAGUCCACCGAUAUCUUAAGCAUCAUUAAAAAGAUCCAAAACGAGUUACGUGCGAACUCAAAUGAAUUAUUCGGGGAAAAGAGCAACGACACAAUGAAACGUAAUUCGAGAACGGCCGAACUCCUCGAGAAGCUUAUUAAAUCGAUCGUAACUGGAUUAACAGAGAAACUAGAUUCUAAGGAAACUGUAAUAUCGUCACGUCUCAAUAACGACAUAUUCAAUCUUCAAUUGAUUGCAUAUAAAUGGAUCCUUAAUAUACGUUAUCCGAAUAUCAGCAAGAAAUCCACUGAGAAGUCCCGGCCUCCAUUGGAAGGUCAGUUUUCAUUUCCCAUGGAAAAAAAUGACAACGGACCGACAGAUCAGGAGAAAAACACUACAGAUGUCAUGGAGCGCAAGGGUAGGACGAUCGACGCUUUUAAUAAACCUGUGUGCAAAUUCAAACGAACCAUACGUCAGUCAAUAGAAAUGAAGCUAUUCACGUACAACAUAAUAAUAUAUGAGUGGUUCUAUAAUGAGUACGGUUUAAAUAUCGCUAACAGCAAAUCUAUCAAUGACUUUCAGCUUCGACUGGAUAAACAGUCUUUCUCAUUGCCCAUGAAAGAGAGCGAACUGGAAGAUGAGGAAAUAACCAUCAAGGAUUUCAUGGACAACGUUAAAUUGACUAAACGUCAAUUAAACGAAAACUUAAAGGUAUCCGAGGAAACUACAACGGGCACUGAUAACGAUUUUUCCAAAAAAUUAUGGAAUGUUGAGGACCACACACAUGUCAAAAGAUCCAAUCCUGAUCCACUCGAGAAUUUGAAUUUACUUCGAUUAAAAUUUAAAUUGACGAUAUAUCGAUGGAUCUCUAAUAUAGUAAUUUACAAUACCAUUGACUUAACGCCUCUCGGUGACAGUGAUCUCUACCCGGGUUUACGGGAAUGUCAACUUAUGUUUCCCAUAAAAAAGACCAAGGAUCAAUUAACAGAAUUUGAGGUAAUGAGUAAUGAAAUUAUUUCUCUCACCAAUAAAUUGCUCCAAAUAUCUGCCGACGAAGGAGUUUGA
Mycetomoellerius zeteki is the source of this 1715-nucleotide messenger RNA. RefSeq lists its product as uncharacterized. The coding region runs from base 66 to 1715 and encodes 549 amino acids. NCBI's taxonomy places the organism in Eukaryota, Metazoa, Arthropoda, Insecta, Hymenoptera, Formicidae. The transcript is spliced from 8 exons. The record is from RefSeq and is a predicted model, not a curated record.